Periophthalmus magnuspinnatus is the source of this 2771-nucleotide messenger RNA. RefSeq names its product sialidase 3 (membrane sialidase), tandem duplicate 1 (gene neu3.1). Gene Ontology annotation, cellular component: lysosome; membrane; cytoplasm. The coding region runs from base 474 to 1736 and encodes 420 amino acids. Gene Ontology annotation, biological process: ganglioside catabolic process; oligosaccharide catabolic process. The transcript has 2 exons. NCBI's taxonomy places the organism in Eukaryota, Metazoa, Chordata, Actinopteri, Gobiiformes, Gobiidae. Gene Ontology annotation, molecular function: exo-alpha-sialidase activity. The record is from RefSeq and is a predicted model, not a curated record.
GAGGAAGAGCAUUUUUUUCACCUCAGUGAUAAGUUGCACUAAGGUAGCCUAUUUUUCUUGUUUAUAACGCUUCUAUAUUUUAUCAUGUUUAUUUCAGUCAUUAAAUAUGACUGAAAUUUGUAGUGAAAGGCAUUUAGCCGUAUUCGUUUUUAUGAUGAUCUCUCUAUUGGAGAACGCGGAAGUGAAAUUGAGUUUAUUUUUUUGAUUCAUUGACGUCUUUUUAUAAAAGCAUUCAGCAGCAUUCUCGGUAGCCUCUUAUUUCUUGUCUUUUUGGAAAAUAUUCCUUAUGAUGAUAUUUUCGAUAAUAUUAAACAGCGUAACAAGUGGCUUGUGAAGGUAAGGUUUCAUGGUGCAGUCCGCGUUUUCAGUGUGAAUGUCAUCACGGGAGCUGUUGAAGUGUGAACUCUUCUAGUAGUGUCUCUACAGAUGUUUCCUGAUUCAAUCACAGUCUGUUUGUGUUUUAUUUCUUGCGUAUGCAGGACUCCGUAUCAACCAUGGGGAACAGAGCCUCAAAAAAUGGCAACAUGGACGAACCGGUGAAAACAACUUUAUUUGAGAAAGAGCCCGGUGGCAUCACAUACAGGAUCCCCGCGCUCAUCUACCUGCGGCACGUCCACACUUUCCUCGCCUUCGCUGAGAAGAGGUCGUCUCCCUGUGACCAUGACGCCAAGAUCCUCGUGAUGAGGAGAGGAACCAUGAAGGAGGACGGAUCUGUGGAGUGGUCGUCCAGACAGGAGCUGCAAUCAGCCACUUUACCAAACUACCGCACAAUGAAUCCCUGCCCUGUGUAUGAGAAAAACAGUAAAACGGUCUUCUUGUUUUUUAUUUGCAUCUUGGAGAACGUUACAGAGAGUUGGCAAAAAUGCACAGGUAGGAACAAAACACGACUGUGUUAUGUGACCAGCACUGACAAUGGCCAAACAUGGAGCGAUGUGAGGGACUUAACAGAGAGCGUGAUUGGGGAGACUAUCCACAAAUGGGCCACUUUUGCAGUUGGGCCGGGCCAUGGGGUCCAGCUAGAGAAUGGGAGACUGAUCAUCCCAGCUUAUGCCUAUUACAUUCCAUACAGGUGCUUCUCUUAUCCCAUUCCUGGCACUGUCCACCCACGUGCCCUCUCCAUAUACAGCGAAGACUAUGGACAGACAUGGCGACUGGGUAAGAUGCUGAGAAAACCUUCUUGCGAAUGUGAGAUGGCUGAAAUAAUCGACCAUGAAGGUAGAAGCCAUCUUUACUGCAAUGCCCGCUGCACACGCAAAAGAAGAGGCCAUAGAUGCGAGGCCCUGAGUGAGAACAGUGGUGUGUUUUUUGACAAACCACACUUUGCCCGAGAGCUGGUGGAGCCCCCUUCAGGCUGUCAGGGCAGCAUCAUUGGCUUCCCUGCUCCUGAAUUUGUCCCAAAUGAUGAUGCAGAAAGCAAAGCCUGUGGGACAUCUCUACUGUCUCCAGAUACCCAAACAUGGCUCCUCUUCAUGCACCCCACCGAUAAGUCAUGCAGGAGAGACAUGGGAGUGUAUUUAAACCGCUCCCCGCUGCACUCGUCUGGAUGGGACAAGCCUAAGAUCAUCCACAGUGGACCUAGUGGCUACUCAGACCUGACCUACCAUGGGGAUAAGGAUACAUUUUCGGGUCUAAUGGAGUGUGGGAAAGAAUCUGAACUUGAACAAAUCUCUUUUGUCACUUUUACUCUCAAUGAUGUCAUGCAAAUAGGCAGCAGGAAGGACAAAAAGGUGGACUGAGGUAGAAUGGGGAUUCUCAAAAUAAUUGGCUUUAAGUACCAUGUUUAAUCUAAAUGUAAUUAAAACAUAGCCACACACAAUCUGAACUGACGGAUAAGGAUGUAUUAAAAAUGAACUACUAAAUAAGGAGAAACCACAACAAAAUCAUGACAAAAUUUUAAAAUCCAUUAUGAAUCGUUUUCUAAAAUGAAAAUUUAGGUCCCAACCAGAACAACUAUGAAGUGAUUUAAAGUGUGCCACCUGUGAAUGCUCAAUGAAGUUGACUGAUUCUCCUAGAUACUGACAAAGAAUAAACCACUAAAUAUGCUGUGAAUGUGCUGUGAUGUCCCACAAUACAUCUGUCUGUAUGUAUGCAUGAGUUGUGUGAUAUUGUCUUAAAAAAGAAAACAGAAAACUUAGUAUCAAUAUGCAACUGUGCAGAUGUGUAAAAGAAAAAACUAUUUUUAACUGUUCGGAUGGGUCCUUUUUUAGCAUGCAGUGGUAGACUAUUAUUAGACAUUUGACUACUGUUUCAUCUCACUCUACAUCUUUUAAUUGAAGCAGUGGAGGAAAUUUGACUACCUCUUUUUGUUUUGAGAUCAUAGCCGGCCUUGUGAAGGAGUCUGAGGGAUGUUUGCUCCUGACAUAACCUUUACAUUCAAUACUUGAUGCCUUUGACUCCACUCUCUUAUGUUCAUUUGUGCCACAGCCCGGGAAAUAGUUUUAUACAAUACACUAUAUUUUGCUACCUGUCAAACUGAGAAUAGUUAAUGUUUAUUUUCAGUUUCAGUAUGACAGCAUACAUUCCUCAAACAUUCAGACUUUGUCACUGAUUAUUUUUGAAAGUGCAAUAUCAUGGCCAGAUAAAGUGUGAUAGCAGUCCACUUAACGCAUGUGAAGAAAAUAUUUAUAUAUGCCCUUUAGGACUUUGCACAUGUAAAACUGUACUGAGUGAGUGACAAAUAAUAUAGAUUUAUUAUGUGUCUGUUGUUCAAAGUAUCAACAUCUGCAUGAAAUCUGUAUUUUAGUAGAAAAUAAAAUGACGUGAUGAGCCCA